CGUACUAACCGUGCAGGCUUCAGGGGUCCUUCAGGCUCAUGGCGCUUGAUUCUGAGCGCUGAAAGUCUUGAAUGUUGUUCAGAUCAUAAAGCUGUUAAAAGUCAUAUUUUUCACUGUUAUUCAGGAGGAUUUAUUAUCGCUGCGUGAUGGAGGAGGUGGAUGUGGAGCCCAGUCCCACGCUGAUUCCUGGCGCUGGAUUUCAUCAGAGACACUUGGGUUUUGAAUGGGGUCCUGGAGAUCUGUUAGUUUAUGAGACAAACUACAAACUACAAGGUCCGAAGUCUGCGGGCUCUCCGUUCGUCCACAUCGUGAGGAAAGAUGAAGAUAUCUGCUCUCCCAUCCUGCGUAAACUCUUCAACGAGUCUCAUCUCAUCUUCGUGGGGCUGCAGAAAAUCAAAGAGGAUGUGCCGAGCAAAAACAAGAAGCCACAGUUUGUGAGUAUCAGUAAGAACUACAGGUCUGUGAUCAGAGCCUGUAUGGAGGAACUUCAGCAGAACGCAGUUUUAACACAAGACGGGUCUUUAGCGUCUCAGUAUGGAGAUCAGGUGUCUAUUCUCUUGGCUAUCGAGCUGAUCUGGAACCUGUGUGAGGUGCUGUUCAUCGACGCAGCUCCAGCCGGAUCUCUGCUGCUCCACCUGCUGGACUGGGUGCGCCUGCACAAGUCAGACGUGGACACCAGAGCGAGAGAGGUGUUACAGAGCGACAGCCCCACCCGACAUCAGUCCUACUGGGACGUGGUGAUCAGUUUAGUGCUGCAGGGCCGGAUGGAUGAAGCCCGGCAGGUGCUGUCCAAACAGGCGUCUCUGCGGGCAGAAAGCAGCUCUGUGUUCAGACGCAUGGACGUCCUGUUACAGACCAUGCCCAUAUUUAACCCCACAGGAACUCAAACACUGACUGAGUUUGAUGUGAAAUGGAGAAAUUGGCACGAGGAGUGUGACCGCAGUCUCCAGGACAACACCUUCGCUAGCAACCGUCACCUGGAGACCAUCUGCAAGAUUCUGGUUGGUGAUGAAGACGCUCUGCUGGAGCAGAAGGAGCUGCUGAGCACCUGGUAUCACUUCCUGGUGUCACGGCUGCUCUUCACGCACCCCACCAUCAAACCGCCUGAUCUGCACUACUACGCACAGUCGAGCAUGAACAUGUUUCUGGGUCCACGGGCGUCUCCGGAGCCUCUGGACAUCAUCCUGCUGUCAGCGUUUGAGUUCGACCUGCAUCAGGUGAUCAAAGACUGCAGCAUCGCGCUCAAUAACUGGUGGUUUGUGGCUCAUCUGACGGACCUGCUGGAUCACUGCAAACUGCUGCAGUCGCACAACCUCCAUUUUGGCUCUAAUCUGCGAGAGUUUCUGGUUUUGGAGUACGCCUCGGGUCUCUUCACACACCACAGUCUGUGGCAGCUGGCGGUGGAUUAUUUCGAUCACUGUCCUGAGUUCGGUCGUGUGUAUCUGGAGCUGCAGAUCGAGAGAGUCCCGCUCGACACCGAACGCAAAGCCAUUAAAGUCCUGCGUAUCUGUGAGGACAGACAGAUGAGUGAACAGGUGCGCAGCAUCUGUAAGAUCAUGGCUAAACGAGCACUCAGGAACAACAGACUGGGAUCUGCUCUGUCCUGGAGCAUCAGAGCCAAAGACGCUGCCUUCGCCACACUCAUCUCUGAGAGGUUUCUUCAGGAUUACAGUAAUAAAGGCUCUUUCACGGAUCUGGAUUUGUUGGAUAAUCUGGGUCCUGCCAUGCUGCUCAGUGACAGACUGACGUUUUUAGGAAAGUACCGCGAGUUUCACAGGCUUUAUGGUGAGAAGCGUUUCUCUGAGGCGGCCAAACUCCUGCUAUCCCUCAUGACGGCAAAGAUCGCCCCGCGCAGUCUGUGGAUGACACUGCUGACCGACGCGCUGCCGCUGCUGGAGCAGAAAGAGGUGAUCUUCUCCGUGGAUCAGACGUAUGAGCUCAUGUCCUGUCUGGAGGAGCUGAACUCAGGAAUUAAAGAACCAAACCAGACAGACCAGGAUGAAGAUAUCGAGUCCACAAAGACUGAGCUUUUGCGACUGUCUCUGGCCCGUAACCUUGCCAUGGCCAUUGUGAAAGAGGGAACAAUAGAAACAUAAAUUCAUCUGAUCAUCAAAUUAACACUGUUUUUUCGCUCUCUUUGUGUCCUGUACAUAAUCCAGAAAACUUGGAUAAAAAUGAUGUCUUUUAUAAACUUUUUCCAGUAUUUGCAAAAAAUGUCUUUCAUAUUUCAUGUAUUUGUUUUGUCUUUAUUUAAAGCUCUUGUGAGGGUAAACAAAAUAGUUGUGCUCAUUUGAAUUAAAAUUUGAGGUACAGCAACUCAAACAGCCUGUUUAACGGCA
Messenger RNA from Megalobrama amblycephala (Wuchang bream), 2339 nucleotides. It is a transcript of the gene nup85, whose product is annotated as nucleoporin 85. Gene Ontology annotation, molecular function: structural constituent of nuclear pore. Gene Ontology annotation, cellular component: nuclear pore outer ring. Bases 147 to 2096 code for a protein of 649 amino acids. The transcript is spliced from 19 exons. The record is from RefSeq and is a predicted model, not a curated record. Gene Ontology annotation, biological process: mRNA export from nucleus; positive regulation of DNA-templated transcription; protein import into nucleus. Lineage: Eukaryota; Metazoa; Chordata; Actinopteri; Cypriniformes; Xenocyprididae.